Platichthys flesus (European flounder) is the source of this 4901-nucleotide messenger RNA. It is a transcript of the gene kcnh6a, whose product is annotated as potassium voltage-gated channel, subfamily H (eag-related), member 6a. Gene Ontology annotation, cellular component: membrane. Gene Ontology annotation, molecular function: inward rectifier potassium channel activity. Gene Ontology annotation, biological process: regulation of ventricular cardiac muscle cell membrane repolarization; potassium ion transmembrane transport; regulation of heart rate by cardiac conduction. Bases 165 to 3803 code for a protein of 1212 amino acids. The record is from RefSeq and is a predicted model, not a curated record. NCBI's taxonomy places the organism in Eukaryota, Metazoa, Chordata, Actinopteri, Pleuronectiformes, Pleuronectidae. The transcript has 16 exons.
CCUCCGAGAGCAGCAGAAAGAACCAAACGCUUUUUACUCUCGCCCUGCUGAUGGACACAGACAGGUUUUUCUUUACCUCCUGAAAUCUCCUUUCUAUAUUUGAACUGUGCUUUUUUAAAUGGUGAGGUUCAUGUGUCGGAGAAGUCUUUUCUCUCAGCACCACGAUGCCUGUGAGACGCGGUCAUGUUGCGCUCCAGAACACCUACCUAGACACCAUCAUCAGGAAAUUCGACGAGCAAAAUCGCAAGUUUCUGAUCGCGAAUGCUCAGAUGAAGAACUGUGGCAUCAUCUACUGCAAUGAAGGCUUCUGCCAGAUGUUUGGCUUUACCAGGGCGGAGAUCAUGCAACAGCCCUGCACCUGCCAGUUCCUGGUGGGGCCCGGCACCAUGAAGAGCGCCCUGGCCCAGCUGGCCCAGGCCCUGCUCGGCUCUGAGGAGCACAAGGUGGAGAUCCUGUACUACGCCAAGGAAGGGACCUGCAGACCCUGUCGGGUGGACAUUGUCCCUGUGAAAAAUGAGGAAGGCUUUGUCAUCAUGUUCAUCCUCGACUUCCAGGAGCUGAUUGAUCCCACACUCAAAAAAUCUGGCCUCAGGCAGAGAGUAACCCAAGGAUGGAUUUACUGUCAGAAUCGCCGGCUGAAGAUGAGGCUGCCAGUGCUGCGUUCCAUGCGACAGGCAUCACUUUCCAAAGAUCAGUUUGAAGGGGUCGUAGUGGAUUACCUGCAGCCGGACAGUGAAGAGUUUCCUUUGAAAGAGUUCCGUAUCCCAUCCAAGGAGAGCUGCAUGCAGUCUGAGACAGAAGCUCUGAUAGAACAGGACCUGGAUCCUCCGUCUCCAGAAGCCCAGUGCUCCACCAAGCACUGCGCCCUGCUGACGGACCGCCUGGACCCCGGCAUCGCCUUCCCCCGGGGGACUGUACCUCGGAGCUGCUCCAAGGACAGUGUGUGCAGCCUCCGACGCGCCUCAUCGCUGGACGACAUCGAAGGGAUGAGGGCAGAGUGGAGCAGUCGACCUGGAGACCCUCGAACUAACAGCAAUCUGAAGGCCGGCACUCUGAACUCCACGUCAGACUCGGAUUUGAUAAGACACCGGACCAUCGGCCGCAUCCCUCAGGUGACCCUCACCUUCGGCUCAGAUCGGAUGAGAGCUCCUUCGCCCACGGAGAUCGAAAUCAUCGCACCCAGCAGGAUGAAAGACCGCACCCAGAACGUCACCGAGAAGGUCACUCACGUCACACAGGUGUUGUCUCUCGGUGCUGACGUGCUGCCAGAGUACAAGCUCCAGGCCCCACGCAUCCACAAAUGGACCAUCCUGCACUACAGCCCAUUCAAAGCGGUGUGGGACUGGGUCAUCCUGCUGCUGGUCAUCUACACCGCAAUCUUCACACCAUACUCUGCUGCUUUCCUUCUCAACGAGGUCGAGGAACAGCGGAGGAGGACCUGCGGGUACACCUGCAACCCGCUCAACGUGGUGGACCUGGUGGUGGACGUCAUGUUCAUCGUGGACAUUCUCAUCAACUUCAGGACCACCUACGUCAACCACAACGACGAGGUGGUCAGCCACCCGGGUCACAUUGCACAGCACUACUUCAAGGGCUGGUUCCUCAUCGACAUCGUGGCCGCCAUUCCCUUCGAUCUGCUCAUAUUCCGCUCUGGAUCAGAGGAGCCCCAGACCACCACUCUGAUUGGUUUACUGAAGACAGCCAGGCUGCUGAGGUUGGUGCGAGUGGCCAGAAAGCUGGACCGUUACUCUGAAUAUGGAGCCGCCGUCCUAUUCCUUCUCAUGUGCACCUUUGCCCUCAUCGCUCAUUGGCUGGCCUGCAUCUGGUACGCCAUCGGCAACGUGGAGCGCCACAGCUCUAUGCACAUCGGCGGCAUGAAGAUCGGCUGGCUGGACAACCUGGCUGACCAGAUCGGCAAAAACUACAAUGACAGCGAUGCGUCCUCAGGGCCCUCCAUCAAGGACAAGUAUGUCACCGCUCUGUACUUCACCUUCAGCAGCUUGACCAGCGUGGGCUUUGGGAACGUCUCGCCCAACACCAACCCGGAGAAGAUCUUCUCCAUCUGUGUCAUGCUCAUUGGCUCUCUGAUGUACGCCAGUAUCUUCGGUAACGUGUCAGCCAUUAUCCAGAGGUUGUACUCAGGCACAGCCCGCUACCACACCCAGAUGCUGCGGGUCAAAGAGUUCAUACGUUUCCAUCAGAUCCCAGGAGGACUGAAACAGCGGCUGGAGGAGUACUUCCAACACGCCUGGUCCUACACCAACGGCAUCGACAUGAAUGCUGUUCUAAAGGGUUUCCCUGAGUGUCUUCAGGCUGACAUCUGCCUCCAUCUGAACCGCAGCUUGCUUCAGAACUGCAAAGCCUUCAAGGGCGCCAACAAGGGCUGCCUGCGCGCUUUGGCCAUGCGAUUCAAGACCACCCACGCUCCCCCGGCGGACACUCUGGUCCACAGUGGGGACAUUCUCACCGCCGUCUACUUCAUUUCCAGAGGAUCCAUCGAGAUCCUCAGGGACGACGUGGUUGUGGCAAUACUGGGAAAGAACGACAUCUUUGGUGAACCCAUCAGUCUCUAUGGCAGACCAGGGAAGUCCAGCGCUGACGUCAGAGCCCUGACUUACUGCGACCUGCACAAGAUCCUGAGAGAUGACCUGCUGGAAGUGCUGGACAUGUAUCCCGACUUUGCUGACGUGUUCUGGAACAACUUGGAAAUCACCUUCAACCUGAGAGAUGCAGACAGAAUAAACCAGCCCACCCCGAGCAGGGACUCUGAAUGUGGCUACCGCCGGACAAGGCAUCGAAGAAGCUCCCUGCGGCGCCGAAACCGUCCAGACGGGAUGGACCGUGAGGACUCUUACCCCGAUCAGUCCUGUACAAUGGCAAACCACCACCAGAGCGCGAUGGCAGGAGCCCACUGGGAUGAUCUCUGCAGCAGCACCAGUAUCUGUUCACAGUCUAGUGAUGAGGAGAUGAAGCCCAUGAGACACAGCAAAGGGGAGCUGUACCCCCCCACAGGUGACGCCAGAGACUGUCCCCCAGCAGUGGUCAACAUCCUGCCUCACAGUGGACCCUCUGCUGGGGUGGGACCGCCCGUAGACCGCGGAGGACCACCGUUAUCAGCAGCAGCAGCAGCAGCAGCAGCACCACCACCAAUCAGCAUCUCAGGGUUGUAUGGCUACUGGCCGGGCCGCAAACCCUCUGAAGGACAGAGACCGACGUCAGCAGUCAGGGCCAGUUGCCACCCACCGCCGUGCGCUGAGGAUCGGCCCAGUGAGCUGGAAUCCAGACUGGAGCUGCUGCAAUCGCACUUAAAUCGGCUGGAGACGCGUAUGACGGCAGAUAUCAACGUGAUCCUGCAGCUCCUCCAGCGACAGAUGGCCCCGGUGCCUCCAGCCUACAGCGCUGUGUCCCCCAGCCCUCACCCAACUCACCCCACCACCCUGUACAGCACAGGGCCGCCCACAGUUCACGCUGUCCCCCCAGUCCAGCCGGUGCAGAUCGACAGCACUGCCUCACUGCUGCAGAGUCCAGACUCUGACUGUAAGCACAAAUCCAAGGACUCCCUGUCGAGUGGGAUCCAUCUCACUGUGGCCUCUGAUGACACCAUGUCAAUGUCACCGGAGGCGGACCCACCACACCUGCCCACCAUGGACCCCUCCACUCCUCAACUGUCAGGGAUCAACAAGCCUCCUGGACUGUUAUGUGGCAGCCAGCGCUUCCCCUCCCUCCCCGAGCACCUGGAGACCUCCACCGAGAUGCAGGAGAUCCAGAGGCACGUCUCUGACCCUGUCUUGCCAGGCAGCUAGAGAACUCCACCAUCACCACCAGCAAAAAAGCCUGGUCCUUUGGACUGAAUGGCCACAUGUUCCCCAGAUGGUUACUUCUUUCUACCUUCUUUAAAAUCUUCUCUGUCCUCUUCAGAUGCUGCUGAAUAGCAUGGGAAACUUCGGCUCCCCCCUUCAAUGAGGUUUCGGAGCGCCUCCUGUUUCUUAGGGACUCAACGCUGCCUUCAAAGGCUGCUGGGGUUUUGUGCUCCAGCAUCUCUUCACUCGUGAAUGAAGAGAUUAUUCCUGCCCUGCUGGGCCGGGAAUUUUAUGAAACAUGAGUUGAGAGUAAGCGCAGGUUCAUACACAAAAAUCAGGCAAUCAACUGCAUCCUAGGCCGAGGUUUCCUUGAAGAGAGGGGAAAUGACAAGGACUCAUGUGUUUCACGUGUGAAGAGUUAUCUGCUUUCACUUUGUUAAAGAGUUGCACAAUUAGAUUAUAGACAACAAUCAUUUAUCUUGUACUGAAAUUAUUUUCAUAAUAUUAGAGAUGUGUUAGUAACAUUAAGAGCCAUACGUAACUAUGAGUGUAAAAAACUCCCCGUUGUUUUUAAUGAGUGUUGAAAAAAUAUCAAAAGGCAUAACCACAACUGUGAACGAUGGAGGUUCACGGCUGUAUUAGAAAGAAUACCAAUUUUCAUCUCAUGUUUCAUGCUCGGACAUUUUUACUCAGCAGUUCUUGUUGGGUGUGACAUUUGUACUCGAGAGGGUUUCUACAACUCACAGUCAAGCAGAGAAACACUCACACUUAGCUGGUCGAUCAUGGCUGCUUUGAUCGGUUUUCCCCCGGUUUCUUUUUUCUGUUACUGCACUGAUCAGCUAAAAUGUGUCAGACGUCUUCAUGGCGCGGUAACGUGGUUUCACAAAAAACAGAUACUGUACUGGACUGUGAUAUUUAACACUGCUGAGGGUCCUGUGAUUGGUAAACGUCAAUCAAGGGCAUCCUUUGUGGAGAGGAAGUAACAGUUCCAACACUGAGGUGAAUGUAAUGCCUUUGUAAGCAUUUAUAAUUCUGUAUGUUGUUUCUGGAAGCACAAAUUUCUGUUAUUUAUCUUUGAUUAAAGACACUGCAGAUUUACAA